Molecule: messenger RNA, 2038 nt
Organism: Caenorhabditis elegans
Lineage: Eukaryota; Metazoa; Nematoda; Chromadorea; Rhabditida; Rhabditidae
Gene: nas-32
Product: Zinc metalloproteinase nas-32
Exons: 12
Coding region: 56-2017 (653 amino acids)
Biological process (GO): proteolysis; molting cycle, collagen and cuticulin-based cuticle
Cellular component (GO): extracellular region
Molecular function (GO): metallopeptidase activity; metalloendopeptidase activity; zinc ion binding
Source: RefSeq, marked reviewed
AUACCACGGCGUGGGGAGAGUUGGACUGUUGUGGCCAAUGUCUCUCACACACUGAAUGCGUCGAUUUUUUAUUUGUUAUAUCGGUUUUUUGAGUAUUUUUCUAGAUUUUAUUUUAGCUGAUAAGGACAACAACAGUGAAGAAGAACGAGAUCGAAAAUUCGACUGGAAAUUCGAAAAUGAGAACGGAAAGCCUGAACAUGAGACAGUAACGGUACCCAAGCUGCCCGACGGGUCGUACUUUUGGAAAUGGACUUGGAAUUCGAGAAUCAACUCCACGACGGCCGCUACUCCAACAAGUACUGUAACUACAUCCACUAGUGCACCUACAACGUCUCCACGAGUUUACAAGUUAAAGUCAGAAGCUAGGAAGUCGUUGAGGAAGGCCCUCCGCGGAGUCCCUCCAGAAAAACGAAAGAAGCAGCUAAAGAAAAUGGGAAAGAAGAUGAUGAAAAUUCCAAAAAUUACCAAAAAGGAAUCGAAUAAACUUCACAAAUCGUAUCGAAAAGUGAAGAUAACCGAGAAUCCACCAGCAUUGGACAUGUUCGAAGUCAAUGAACGGGCCGGAUUGAAUGAGUAUUUGUUUCAAGGAGACAUCAAUUUGAAUAACAACCAAAUCGCGAAAAUUUCCUCUGAACAGUCCUCAAAAUCCCGACGAAAAAAGCGUCAAAUCGAUAACUUGGCUCAAUUCUGGCCCGGAAAAGUUGUGUACUAUUAUUUCGAUUCGGGUCUUACGACGACAGUUCAGCAAAUUGUGCGUGAUGCGAUAACGUUCUUGGAAUCGAAUACAUGCUUGAAAUUCGAAUUGAAUAGCACGGCCACAAAUCGAGUAAAGAUUUUCAGCGGUGUUGGAUGCUACUCAGACACCGGAAUGCUCGGAGGGGAGCAAACCUUAUCACUGGGCUACGGGUGUGAAGUGACCGGCACGGCGGCUCACGAGAUAGCCCACACUUUGGGGCUAUUUCACACCCAGAUGAGAUCCGAUCGUGAUGAUUAUGUCACCAUUGAUCUUACCGAUGUUCCGGAGUCUUCUCAACAAAACUUUAUUAAAUUGACUGAAGCGACAUCGACAAACCUCGUUGAUUAUGAAUAUGGAAGCUUCAUGCAUUAUUCGGGAAGAGCGUUUGUCUCAUCCGGCGGAGUUGAUUCCAUAGUGCCCAAAGAUCCGGUGAUGGUAUACACCAUGGGCGGACGAAUUGUGACUUUUCUGGACUUGAAAAUGCUCAACACGCAUUACUCUUGCUCUUGCCCAACAAUUCUCAGCUGUGGAAAUGGCGGCUUCACGAACCCUGCAAACUGUUCCGUUUGCAUUUGCCCGUACGGUUUUGGUGGAGCCUUGUGCACUGAAAGAACAGAUUACGGAUGUGGAAGCACUUUGACUGCAACUGACACGUGGCAGCAGGAGACGUAUACAUUUGGGAAUGCGUCAAAUUCCGCCACAGCGAGACCAAGCGCAGUUUACUGUAAUCAUUGGAUUCAGGCGCCUGUCGGUAAGCAAAUUCAAUUUCGAAUCGAUUCCACGUACAACACCCAAUGUGUCUACGGGUGCACAUUUAAUGGAGUUGAACCGAAGUUGAAAAGUGACAUGACAAUUACGCAGGCGAGGUACUGUUGCGACGAGUUCAACGCUGAGAUCAUGACUGCCGACUUCGGUGUCAAUCCGAUGCCCGUCUUCAGCUUUAAUCGGUACUACAAAACCACGUACACAUGGUCAUAUCGAUACGUGGACUCUAACGUCACCGCAUGUGCUGAUACAUCCGACAAAGCCACGUGUCUUUCUUUGAAAAGUGCAAAAGAGCAGGGUUGCUCAAUUUAUGACACUGCUCAGCUGAAGGUGAUGUGUGCGGCGACUAUGGAUUUGUGUGGGAAGGUGGCGUCAGAUGAUGGGACAUGUAAGGACAGGUUUCCCAAGAGCCAAUGCUCUACCUACUCCACGAACGGAAUGUGCACCCAACAACCGCCACUUGCCGCCGAAUUCUCAUGCGCUGAAACUUGCGGUUUCUGUACUAAUCCGGUUUGAAAUAAAAUAUUUUGUGUUCGU